Molecule: messenger RNA, 1521 nt
Organism: Pseudocercospora fijiensis CIRAD86
Lineage: Eukaryota; Fungi; Ascomycota; Dothideomycetes; Mycosphaerellales; Mycosphaerellaceae
Exons: 2
Coding region: 1-1521 (506 amino acids)
Biological process (GO): nitrate transmembrane transport; nitrite transport
Cellular component (GO): membrane
Molecular function (GO): nitrate transmembrane transporter activity; nitrite transmembrane transporter activity
Source: RefSeq, a predicted model, not a curated record
AUGGGCUUCAGGAUCAGCUACCUGUGGAGCGCUCCAGCAGUCAACCCCAUCAACAGGAAAGCACGAACGAUCCCAGUUCUCAACCCCAUCAACAACUACGGUCGUGUAUUCUUCUUCUCGUGGUUUGGUUUCCUGCUCGCAUUCUGGUCGUGGUACGCCUUUCCACCUCUGCUCCACGAGGUCAUCGCCAAGGACUUGAAACUCACGCAAAUCCAAGUGAGCAACUCAAACAUCAUUGCUCUCUGCGCCACGCUUCUUGUGCGUCUCGUUGCCGGACCAUGCUGUGAUCGAUUCGGCCCACGACGGACCUUCGCCGGAUGUCUUCUCCUCGGUGCCAUCCCAACCUGGCUCGCCGGAACAGCAUACAACGUGAGCCAGCUAUACGCUCUUCGAUUUUUCAUCGGCAUCCUCGGAGGAAGCUUCGUGCCAUGCCAGGUGUGGACCACCGGCUUCUACGACAAGAACAUCGUCGGAACCGCCAAUGCCCUCACCGCUGGUCUUGGUAAUGCCGGAGGUGGCAUCACCUACUUCGUCAUGCCAGCUGUCUACAACAGUCUCGUCGGAGACGGCCUCACUCCCCACGUCGCAUGGCGAGUCACCUUCAUCGUCCCAGGCAUCCUCAUCACAUCCGUCGCUUUCGCCCUCCUCCUCCUCUGCGAUGACACUCCCACCGGCAAAUGGUCCGAACGCGCCCAAGCCAAUCUCCGCCUCCAACCACCUCUCAUAGUCGACAUCCCCGGCCAAGUCAACGAAAAGACAAAAUCCUCCUCUAACUCUGGUACUUCAACCCCAGCAGCCGUCAACGACGAAGAAAAGAAACUCGACCAAGCCCGCCCCACCACCUCCCCCCAACUCGGCUCAACCCACCCCCUCAACGAAACAAUCCAACCCCCCUCCCUCUCCCAAACUUCCCACAUCCUCCUCUCCCCCCAAACCCUCGUCCUCGCCUCCUGCUACUUCUGCACCUUCGGCGCCGAACUCUCCCUCAACAGCAUCCUAGGAACCUACUACCUCAAAACCUUCCGCCCGUCCCCAACCCCCGAAACAGCCUCCAACUGGGCCGCAAUGUUCGGCCUCAUGAACAUCCUCUUCCGACCUUUGGGAGGAGCAAUCAGCGACGUGCUAUACUCGAAACUUCACAAAAAUAUCUGGGCGAAGAAGGCGCUGUUACACACCUACAACCUCCUCACCGGAACCUUCCUAGUCGUGAUCGGCACCACGGAUCCACAUUCUUUGACGACGUUAGUCUGUCUUAUCGGAGUGGCCUUGGCGUUUUUUCUGGAAGGGGGGAAUGGGGUGAAUUUCUCGUUGGUGCCGCAUGUGUAUCCGCGAGCGAAUGGGGUUGUGAGUGGGGUUACGGGGGCGAGUGGGAAUUUGGGAGGGAUUGUUUUUGCGGGUGUGUUUCGGUGUGUUGGGGAGGAUAUGAGGAAAGGAAUUUGGAUUGUUGGGGUUGUGAUUUUGGGGGUGAAUGCCGUGGUUUGUUGGGUUAGGCCGGUGCCGAAGGGAAACUUUGGAGGGUGA